CACAGCGAAAUUGUCUAAAUAAAUAAAUAAUUUAAAUUAUUUUUCGGCCGCAGCGGGACUUUUAUUUUGAAAUCAAACAUGGCUUCCUGCUGAAUGAAAGCAUGCUGUCUGCCGUCAUUGAGCUGAGCUGUUUAUGGUCUUCUCCAGGUUUAUUCGUCCGAUCAGCGCACUGUUGAAUAUCUCCUCGCACACACGCAGAAAGCCCUUUAAGAGUGUCAGCAUGUGUAAAGAGCUGAAGACGAGAGUCCUGCGGAUUUCAGCUCAAAACUCACAGGAGUGGACGGAGGUCCUGAGCGCCACAGUGACGGCUCUGAAGGCCGGGCAGGUCGUGGCUGUUCCCACUGACACCAUCUACGGUCUGGCCUGUGUGGCUCAGAACUCCUCGGCCGUCCACAGAGUUUAUGACAUCAAGGGCAGGAAUGGAGACAAACCGCUAGCCAUCUGUGUCGGAGAAAUACAGGACAUAUACAGGUUCUGUAAGGUGUCUGUGAAGGAGGAGCUGCUCUCAGAUCUGCUGCCUGGACCCGUUACACUAGUUCUGGAAAGAUCCGCCACACUGAACGCUGAUCUCAAUCCUUUCACUAAGCUCAUAGGGGUCCGUAUCCCAGACCACCCGUUCAUGAGACGCCUCUGUCAGAUGUGCGGCGAGCCGCUCGCUCUCACCAGCGCUAACGUCAGCGCUCAAACCAGCACGGUUGCUGUUAAUGAGUUUGAGGAUUUGUGGCCCAGUCUGGCCGUUGUGGUGGACGGUGGCCCGAUUGGAGAUAAAAGCCGCUUGGGUUCGACAGUUGUGGAUCUGUCCGUGUGUGGCAGAUACCGUAUAAUUAGACCUGGAUGCGCUCUCUCUGCUACAGUGAAAGUACUCGAGGGCAAGUAUGGACUGCUGGAGGAUCCUGUCAAUCAAUGAGCUUCCAGUGCAACACACCCGCUGUAGGUCAAAGCCAGUACAGAGACCAACAGACGAGACGCUGCCCAUAAAGGGAAGGGCUUCUCAGUAGUGGGCCUUGAUUUGUUCUGCUUUUCUCUUUAGAGAGUUUUGGGUUUGGAGCUUCUGAUAUGAAUGUGCCUUUUGAAAUCAUCCUCUCAGGCUUUUGUAUCCACAGACACAUACUUCUCAUGUUUGGUUCAUUAAGAGUGUGUUGGGUCAUUUUAUACAGUGGAGUUUUUCUCCAGUUGACCGUGACCUCACACCUGUUGGGAUUACACUCUGUCGGGAAUAUUAGAAUGAAUACUGUAAAAUAUGAUUGAGUUGAUUGCUGUUAAAGUACAGUAAUAGUUUAGUUCUUUUUAGUUUAUUGGAUUUUAUUUAUUGCAGUUUUAAACUCAAAUGAUUGUGCCCGGUUGCGAGGCGUCAGUUGCUCUCUGGCAGAGCGUCAGUUGUGUAUUAUAAAAAUGAAUACAACAUGAAUCUAGCAUGAAGAACUUUUAUUUAUUAUUGUACUGUUUUGCAUUGUGGACCAAAGCAAAGUCAAUCAUUGCCAUAUUUUGCAAUAGUCCCACACAUUUGGUGUUUGAAAUUAAAACAUUGUUCCAUUUUAUUUCAUACAGUUAAUUUUUGUAAUGCCUAUAAAUUCAUGGACAUUUUAGUUCCCUAAAUAUCUUGCCUGUUGUAAACGGGGUUAAGCCGUGUUCCUCUUGAGGCCUGUUGGCAUGGAUCAGUCUUCUAGGGAUCAUGGGUGUUUGUUUGUGUUAUCUGUGUGUGCAUUUAAGGGAAGUGGUGCAAAACUCACUAUUAUGUGAGAAAUAAAUUGCUUUGCUAUAGACGUAUAAAAACCAUGUCUGUUCUCAUACUUGCAUGAAAAUUUCAGCAUCCUUGGCCAGAUCAGAAACUUUGUGAGCAUGACUGGCGUUAGAUUAGUGAUAUUUCAGAACUCUUUAGCAACUUUUUUGUUCUUUUCCCCAAGAAAUGACCUGCAACUUUUUUUGCCUGCUUGUCAACUUGCCUCUCACUCACUCUGCCAUACUCUAUUAAUGCAUUUCUAUAACAGAAUUGGUAACAAACUUUCUCUUGUGAAGCUGCAUCUAGUAGAUGUUUUGGAGUCCAAAACGAAUGCCAUAUUGAGCAAAAAUACAGACUGAAUCUUCUACACUACUCAGUGAACCCAGAUGUUCUAGUUAAAAAAUAUUUUUGUCACGUUGCUCUAAUUUCCCAUGUAAAUUGUUUGUAUAAACUGAUUAUUUUUAAAAGAUUUUUGGUGCAAUAAACAAUCCUCAGUUUG
Molecule: messenger RNA, 2219 nt
Organism: Megalobrama amblycephala (Wuchang bream)
Lineage: Eukaryota; Metazoa; Chordata; Actinopteri; Cypriniformes; Xenocyprididae
Gene: yrdc
Product: yrdC N(6)-threonylcarbamoyltransferase domain containing
Exons: 6
Coding region: 134-907 (257 amino acids)
Biological process (GO): regulation of translational fidelity
Cellular component (GO): cytoplasm
Molecular function (GO): tRNA binding; double-stranded RNA binding; nucleotidyltransferase activity
Source: RefSeq, a predicted model, not a curated record